AUGGCUUGGAAGCGACACCUUGCAGCAUCUUGGAAGGAACAAAAACCAUGGACCGAAACUCACUCUUACCAGACGUGCGGGACACUAACAUCUCGCUGGGCUGGUACAAAACCGAUCUCCAACUCACGAUGCACCGAGAAACCGGUGGUACCACACAUGCCGGUCGGCGAGAAGACGGCCGAGGAGGCAACGACCAAGGACGGCGGCGGUGGCGGCGGCCAGCCGAAGCCACCGUCCCGCGGUAGCGCCCGCUUCGAGCGCCUCCUUUCCGGGCUGGGCGCUGGUCCGCUCGUGGACGUCGAUCCCGACAAGGUCAAGGACGACAUCCGGCGAUGGGCCAAGAAGGUGGCGGCGCUGGUGCGCCAGCUCAGCUUGGGCGCCUGGGCGGAGAAGAGCGACGGCUCGUCGGAGCACCACGACGCAGGCGAUGAUGGAUCCGCCAAUUGA
Molecule: messenger RNA, 447 nt
Organism: Miscanthus lutarioriparius
Lineage: Eukaryota; Viridiplantae; Streptophyta; Magnoliopsida; Poales; Poaceae
Source: the annotation of a GenBank genome assembly